CAGACCGUCUGCCUGCCUCCGACCGCGGUCUCGGAGCGAAACCCGAUCUCCUUGGACUUGAAUGAGGAGGAGGCGGCGGCGGCGGCGGCGGCGGCGGAGGCGCUCGGCUGCGGGAAGCCAGCAGCAGAGGCUCAGCUCAGGCGGCAGCGCGCGCCCCGGCUGCCGGCCCAUUUCCCGGACGCCACCCGCGGGCACUGCCGACGCCCCCGGGGCUGCCGAGGGGCGGCCGGGGGGCCCAGAGGAGCGCGGCCCCGCGCACUGAGUCCCGCGGCGCCCCGGGAACUUGGCGGCGCCCCGAGCCCGGCGAGCCGGGGUGCGCCUUCCCCGCCGCGCGCCUCCUGCAUGCGGGGCCCGAGCGCCGGGCGCCGGCCGGAACCCCCCCCGGCCGCCCCCGUGCCCCCUGCGCCCCGCGCAGCGCCGGGGGCGUCGCCAUGCACCGCUUGAUGGGGGUCAACAGCACCGCCGCCCUCGCCGCCGGGCAGCCCAAUGUCUCCUGCACGUGCAACUGCAAACGCUCUUUGUUCCAGAGCAUGGAGAUCACAGAACUGGAGUUCGUUGAGAUCACCAUCAUCGUGGUGGUGGUGAUGGUGAUGGUGGUGGUGAUCACGUGCCUGCUGAGCCACUACAAGCUGUCGGCGCGCUCCUUCAUCGGCCGGCACGGCCAGGGCAGGAGGAGAGAAGACGCCCUGUCCUCGGAAGGAUGCCUCUGGCCCUCGGAGAGCACCGUGUCGGGCAACGGAAUCCCAGAGCCGCAGGUCUAUGCUCCUCCGAGGCCCACCGACCGCCUGGCCGUGCCCCCCUUCACCCAGCGGGACCGCUGCCUCCGCUUCCAGCCCACCUACCCGUACCUGCAGCACGAGAUCGACCUGCCGCCCACCAUCUCGCUGUCGGACGGGGAGGAGCCCCCGCCCUACCAGGGCCCCUGCACCCUCCAGCUGCGAGACCCCGAGCAGCAGCUGGAGCUGAACCGCGAGUCCGUGCGCGCGCCCCCGAACAGAACCAUAUUCGACAGCGACCUGAUGGACAGUGCCAUGUUGGGCGGCCCCUGCCCCCCCAGCAGUAACUCGGGCAUCAGCGCCACGUGCUACGGGGGCGGCGGGCGCAUGGAGGGGCCGCCCCCCACCUACAGCGAGGUCAUCGGGCACUACCCCGGGUCCCCCUCGUUCCAGCACCAGCAGAGCAGCGGGCCGCCCUCCUUGCUGGAGGGGACCCGGCUCCCCCACGCACACCUCGCCCCCCUGGAGAGCUCACCCGCCUGGAGCAAAGAGAAAGAUAAACAGAAAGGACACCCUCUCUAGGAAUCCCGGGGCCGGGGCCGGGCAGCAGUGAGUAUAGGAAAAAAAAAGAAAGGCAAAACACUCCGCACUUCCGAAACCAGAAGACAGAGGAGGACCGGGCGGCACCCAGAAAAUGUGGCGCGUAUCCAUCCUUUCCCCCUCUCUCUGUGUAUAAAUAUUUACAUGUUCUGUCUGGUCUGAAUGCACAAGCUAAGAAAGCUUGCAAAAAACAAAACAAAAAAACCAACCACGUUUCUUUGUCGAGCUGUGUCUUGAAGGCAAAAGAGAAAAAAGAAAAAAAAAAAAACCUACCCUAGUCUUUUCUGUUCCUAGUUGAGCUGCGUGCGUGAAUGCUUAUUUCCUUUCGUUUGUUUAUGAUGAUUUCACUUAACUUUAAAGACCUAUUUGCACAAAACCUUUGUUUAAAGAUCUGCAAUAUUAUAUAUAUAAAUAUAUAUAAACUAAGAGAAACUGUAUUGUGAGGGCAGGAGUAUUUUUGUAUUAGAAGAGGCCUAUUAAAAAAAAAAAAGUUGUUUUCUGAACUAGAAGAGAAAAAAAAAAUGGCAAUUUUUGAGUGCCAGGUCAGAAAGCGUGUAUUACCUUGUAAAGAAGAAGAAGAAGAAGAAGAAAAAACUACAAAGCAGGGGUUUAGAGUUAUUUAUAUAAAUGUUGAGCUUUUGCACUAUUUUUUAAUAUAACUAUGUCAGUGCUUGUUUGAUGGAAACUUCUAUCGUGUGUGUCGAGACUUUUAAGGGAGAAGCGGCGGAAUUUGGCAGCGGCCGGCCGGCUGGCAGAGGGCGGGCUCUGCACGGAGUUGGGGGAGGCUUCCGGAGGGGGCGCUCUUCCUGCGUAAGUGGAAGCUUCUGUCUAGCGAUCGGUUGUUACCGCCUCAUUCAUUCCCCACCGAAGGAGACGCAUUUCCCCCUCCGGGCCGGCACAGCCUUUGGAUGGCAGACGAGAUGGGGGAAAUCGGUCACCCAGUGCCCGGGUGGUGGCUCUGCCUUUCCCCAGAUGAAAAUAAACUGUUCCUGAAGGAUCGUAGUUUUUCCUCCUGUUUUUUAAGCAUGAGCCCCCUCCCCCUCCCCCCAGGAAGGGGCCGAGGCGCCCCCUUUGCCGCCGCUGCCGCUCCCGGAGCACGUUGCCGGGACCCGCCGGAGAGGUUGGGGUGGCUGCUUUCUGUGCGGACGAUCCGGCGGGUCCAGGACUUCUCAGCUGAGGCUGGUGGAGGCCACCGGCAGGUUGGAAAGGCCCCCGAGGAAUCCGACCUCAUCCCUGGCUUUCUCCUUACGUAGCAGUUCUCACCGAACAAACAGGACACCAGAGAGAAAAAGUGACACGCGCAGGUGUCUCCUGGGACACGACAAAGGGUUAAAGCGAAGAAAAACCGCACCAACAACGGGGAAACCGGUGUAAACCUGUGCUUUAUGUUUUCAAAUCAGAAUUGAAUUCUUUACCUCCUCUCCCACACGUCCAUUCCUCUCCCCGUGGAAACAGUCGUGUUUGGCGUGUUCGUGUGUCUGUGUUUUCCCAGCAUCUGUAUCAGAUACGAGUCUCGUUUGCCAGGAUUUUGCCGAGUGGAUUUCGGGCUGGCAGGAUCCCUUGGUGGCGCUGUGCAGGCGAGGGCGCGGGAGUGGGCACACGUGUGUGACAGUGGCAGGCC
Messenger RNA from Panthera uncia (snow leopard), 2937 nucleotides. RefSeq names its product prostate transmembrane protein, androgen induced 1 (gene PMEPA1). NCBI's taxonomy places the organism in Eukaryota, Metazoa, Chordata, Mammalia, Carnivora, Felidae. Gene Ontology annotation, molecular function: R-SMAD binding. Gene Ontology annotation, cellular component: early endosome membrane; Golgi membrane. Gene Ontology annotation, biological process: negative regulation of transforming growth factor beta receptor signaling pathway. The record is from RefSeq and is a predicted model, not a curated record.